Molecule: messenger RNA, 648 nt
Organism: Prunus armeniaca (apricot)
Lineage: Eukaryota; Viridiplantae; Streptophyta; Magnoliopsida; Rosales; Rosaceae
Source: the annotation of a GenBank genome assembly
AUGCCUCCGAGACGCAGAAACAAACCCGAUCCAAACAUCAACCGCCGAUCUGCCGUCAAGAAUUUGGAGCCUUCCCUGAAAGAAGUAGAAGAAAGAGAAGGAGAGAAAGUGUCAACUCAUGAGAUUUUUACCAAAGGAACGCCAGUUGAAGUUAGCAGUGACGAAGAGGGCUUUAAUGGUGCUUGGUUUGCUGCAACUAUAGUGGAAGCUGUUGGGGAGGACAAGUUCCUUAUUGAAUACCAGAGUUUGAGGACUGAAGAUGAUUCAGCAUUUUUGAGAGAAGAGAUUGAUACGCUGCACAUACGACCUUGUCCACCUGAAACUGUUGUUGAUCAUUUCAGUUUGCUUCAAGAGGUUGAUGGAUAUUACAAUGAUGGUUGGUGGGUUGGUGUGAUCUCAAAGGUUCUUAGGGGCUCAAGAUACAUAGUCUACUUCAGGGGCACCUAUGAGGAAAUUGAAUUUCAGCACUCUGAGUUAAGGCUUCAUCAGGAUUGGAUUGGUGGCAAAUGGGUUAUGGCUUCUCGGUUCCACCUGCCUGCUGAAACCUACUCCAUGUGUGCAGUUUCAGCGUCAAAUGAUGAUGAUAGCUUUGCAUCUGUGAUUACUGGUGCAAAUGGAAAGGUUUCCUACGAGUACUUGUUAUGGUAG